Molecule: messenger RNA, 618 nt
Organism: Linum tenue
Lineage: Eukaryota; Viridiplantae; Streptophyta; Magnoliopsida; Malpighiales; Linaceae
Source: the annotation of a GenBank genome assembly
AUGUCUUGGCGUCAGCGUUGCCGCCAGAGGUUACAUAUUCGGUGCACCGCUCGUCCAUCAUAUAUAGCGGGUGCAACGCCGAGAAGCCUCUUCAACACGAUGGUCUCCAUGGGGGUUUACGCCACGAUUUGCCGCUACAGAGGGUUGCCGUUGAGGUACCCGGGGAGCAGGUACACAUGGGAACACUUCUGCGAUAUGUCUGAUUCCAGGCUGUUGGCAGAGCAGCAGAUUUGGGCAGCAACCACGGAGAGUGCCAAGAAUCAAGCAUUUAACUGCACCAACGGCGAUUUCUUCACGUGGAAGAAGUUCUGGAAGGCCUUCUGUCAAGUGUUUGAUGUGGAGUUCGACGAGGAGGAAGAAUGUGGGUUCGAUGUUGUUGGGAUGAUGGCGGGGAUGGGACAUGUGUGGGACGAGAUUGUUGAGAAACAUGGGUUGGUCAGGACAAAGAUGGCAGACAUCACUUGCUUUGAUGCAGUGACAGUAGUCACCAACUUCAAGUUCCAGCAUGUUUGUAGCAUGAACAAGAGCCGUAAGUUCGGGUUUCUGGGUUACUGCAACACGCUAGAGAGCAUUCCUUACUGGGUUGGGAGGAUGAGGGAGAUGAAGAUCAUACCUUGA